UCUCUCUAGAACACACUUAUACCUCACAGGUCACCACCAAUACAACGGCUCCACCAUGGAACCACCGUACAAGGCGGUGGUGACAAUAAUGCUCCUCCUUGACCUCUUCUUCACAAACCCAGUUGUUGUAUCAGCCACCUGGUGCGUAGUGAGAAGUGAAGCCAGUGAUCAGGCCUUGCAGACUGCCAUGGACUAUGCAUGUGGGUCUGGUGCGGACUGUGCACCCUUACAGCCCUCUGGGUUGUGUUUUCUUCCCAAUACCAUUCAAGCCCAUGCUUCCUAUGCCUUCAAUAGUUUCUACCAACGAAAGGGUAGGGCUCCUGGCUCCUGUGACUUUUCUGGCACCGCCACCAUUGCCAAGACUGACCCAAGUUAUGGAUCUUGUGAUUAUCCAUCCUCUCCGAGGUAUGUAAUUUCCUUUUAUUUCAUUUUCUCUCUCUUUGUUUUGUUCUUUUUUACUCUAAACCUUUUCUAGAAGCAUGAAAUUUUCGGUAUAUCGUAC
Molecule: messenger RNA, 502 nt
Organism: Ilex paraguariensis (yerba mate)
Lineage: Eukaryota; Viridiplantae; Streptophyta; Magnoliopsida; Aquifoliales; Aquifoliaceae
Source: the annotation of a GenBank genome assembly